Molecule: messenger RNA, 14525 nt
Organism: Sapajus apella (tufted capuchin)
Lineage: Eukaryota; Metazoa; Chordata; Mammalia; Primates; Cebidae
Gene: GRIN2A
Product: glutamate ionotropic receptor NMDA type subunit 2A
Exons: 14
Coding region: 311-4705 (1464 amino acids)
Biological process (GO): monoatomic ion transport; synaptic transmission, glutamatergic; excitatory postsynaptic potential
Cellular component (GO): NMDA selective glutamate receptor complex; postsynaptic density membrane; plasma membrane
Molecular function (GO): NMDA glutamate receptor activity; transmitter-gated monoatomic ion channel activity involved in regulation of postsynaptic membrane potential
Source: RefSeq, a predicted model, not a curated record
AUCAUGGGACCUGGUGAGCGCUGAGAAUCGCGGCCGCAGCCAUCAGCCCUGGAGAUGACCAGGAGCGGCCACUGCUGAGAACUAUGUGGAGAGAGGCUGCGAGCCCUGCUGCAGAGCCUCCGGCUGGGAUAGCCGCCCCCCGUGGGGGCGAUGCGGACAGCGCGGGACAGCCAGGGGAGAGCGCGGGGGCCGCAGCAUGCGGGAACCCGCUAAACCCGGUGGCUGCUGAGGCGGCCGAGAUGCUCGUGUGCGCAGCGCGCCCCAGUGCAUCCUCGACCUUCUCUGGCUACAGGGACCGUCAGUGGCGACUAUGGGCAGAGUGGGCUAUUGGACCCUGCUGGUGCUGCCGGCCCUUCUGGUCUGGCGCGGUCCGGCGCCGAGCUCGGCGGCGGAGAAGGGUUCCCCCGCGCUGAAUAUUGCGGUGAUGCUGGGUCACAGCCACGACGUGACGGAGCGAGAACUUCGAACCCUGUGGGGCCCCGAGCAGGCUGCGGGGCUGCCCCUGGACGUGAACGUGGUAGCUCUGCUGAUGAACCGCACCGACCCCAAGAGCCUCAUCACGCACGUGUGUGACCUCAUGUCCGGGGCGCGCAUCCACGGCCUCGUGUUUGGGGACGACACGGACCAGGAGGCCGUGGCUCAGAUGCUGGAUUUUAUCUCCUCCCAGACUUUCGUCCCCAUCUUGGGCAUUCAUGGGGGCGCAUCUAUGAUCAUGGCUGACAAGGAUCCGACGUCUACCUUCUUCCAAUUUGGAGCGUCCAUCCAGCAACAAGCCACAGUCAUGCUGAAGAUCAUGCAGGAUUAUGACUGGCAUGUCUUCUCUUUGGUGACCACCAUUUUCCCUGGCUACAGGGACUUCAUCAGCUUUGUCAAGACCACAGUGGACAAUAGCUUUGUGGGCUGGGACAUGCAGAAUGUGAUCACACUGGACACUUCCUUUGAGGAUGCCAAGACGCAAGUCCAGUUGAAAAAGAUCCACUCUUCUGUCAUCUUGCUCUACUGUUCCAAAGAUGAGGCUGUCCUCAUUCUGAGUGAGGCCCGCUCUCUUGGCCUCACCGGGUAUGAUUUCUUCUGGAUUGUCCCCAGCUUGGUCUCCGGGAACACGGAGCUCAUCCCCAAAGAGUUUCCAUCAGGACUCAUUUCUGUCUCCUAUGAUGACUGGGACUACAGCCUGGAGGCGAGAGUGAGGGAUGGCAUUGGCAUCCUCACCACCGCUGCAUCUUCUAUGCUAGAGAAGUUCUCCUACAUCCCCGAGGCCAAGACCAGCUGCUACGGGCAGAUGGAGAGGCCAGAGGUCCCGAUGCACACCUUGCACCCGUUUAUGGUCAAUGUGACAUGGGAUGGCAAGGACUUAUCCUUCACUGAGGAAGGCUACCAGGUGCACCCUAGGCUGGUGGUGAUUGUGCUGAACAAAGACCGGGAAUGGGAAAAGGUGGGCAAGUGGGAGAACCAGACGCUGAGCCUGAGGCACGCCGUGUGGCCCAGGUACAAGUCCUUCUCCGACUGUGAGCCGGAUGACAACCAUCUCAGCAUCGUCACCCUUGAGGAGGCCCCGUUCGUCAUCGUGGAAGACAUAGACCCGCUGACUGAGACAUGUGUGAGGAACACCGUGCCAUGUCGGAAGUUCGUCAAAAUCAACAAUUCGACCAAUGAGGGGAUGAAUGUUAAGAAAUGCUGCAAGGGGUUCUGCAUUGAUAUUCUGAAGAAGCUUUCCAGAACUGUGAAGUUUACUUACGACCUCUACCUGGUGACCAAUGGGAAGCAUGGCAAGAAAGUUAACAAUGUGUGGAAUGGAAUGAUUGGUGAAGUGGUCUAUCAACGGGCAGUCAUGGCGGUUGGCUCGCUCACCAUCAACGAGGAACGUUCUGAAGUGGUGGAUUUCUCUGUGCCCUUUGUGGAAACGGGAAUCAGUGUCAUGGUUUCAAGAAGUAAUGGCACCGUCUCACCUUCUGCUUUUCUAGAACCAUUCAGCGCCUCUGUCUGGGUGAUGAUGUUUGUGAUGCUGCUCAUUGUUUCUGCCAUAGCUGUUUUUGUCUUUGAAUACUUCAGCCCUGUUGGAUACAACAGAAAUUUAGCCAAAGGGAAAGCACCCCAAGGGCCUUCUUUUACAAUUGGAAAAGCUAUAUGGCUUCUUUGGGGCCUCGUGUUCAAUAACUCCGUGCCUGUUCAGAAUCCUAAAGGGACCACCAGCAAGAUCAUGGUAUCUGUAUGGGCCUUCUUUGCUGUCAUAUUCCUGGCCAGCUACACAGCCAAUCUGGCCGCUUUCAUGAUCCAGGAGGAAUUUGUGGACCAAGUGACUGGCCUCAGUGACAAAAAGUUUCAGAGACCUCAUGACUAUUCCCCACCUUUUCGAUUUGGGACAGUCCCUAAUGGAAGCACGGAGAGAAACAUUCGGAAUAACUACCCCUACAUGCAUCAGUACAUGACCAAAUUUAAUCAGAAGGGAGUAGAGGAUGCCUUGGUCAGCCUGAAAACGGGGAAGCUGGACGCUUUCAUCUACGAUGCUGCAGUCUUGAAUUACAAGGCCGGGAGGGAUGAAGGCUGCAAGCUGGUGACCAUUGGGAGUGGGUACAUCUUUGCCACAACUGGUUAUGGAAUUGCCCUUCAGAAAGGCUCUCCUUGGAAGAGGCAGAUCGACCUGGCCUUGCUUCAGUUUGUGGGUGAUGGUGAGAUGGAGGAGCUGGAGACCCUGUGGCUCACAGGGAUCUGCCACAAUGAGAAGAACGAGGUGAUGAGCAGCCAGCUGGACAUUGACAACAUGGCAGGCGUGUUCUACAUGCUGGCCGCGGCCAUGGCCCUUAGCCUCAUCACCUUCAUCUGGGAGCACCUCUUCUACUGGAAGCUGCGCUUCUGUUUCACAGGCGUGUGCUCCGACCGGCCUGGGUUGCUCUUCUCCAUCAGUAGGGGCAUCUACAGCUGCAUUCACGGAGUGCACAUUGAAGAAAAGAAGAAGUCUCCAGACUUCAAUCUGACAGGAUCUCAGAGCAACAUGUUAAAACUCCUCCGGUCAGCCAAAAACAUUUCCAACAUGUCCAACAUGAACUCCUCAAGAAUAGACUCACCCAAAAGAGCUGCUGACUUUAUCCAAAGAGGUUCCCUCAUCAUGGACAUGGUUUCAGAUAAGGGAAAUUUGAUGUACUCGGACAAUAGGUCCUUUCAGGGGAAAGAGAGCAUUUUUGGGGACAACAUGAACGAACUCCAAACAUUUGUGGCCAACCGGCAAAAGGAUAACCUCAAUAACUAUGUUUUCCAGGGACAACAUCCUCUUACUCUCAAUGAGUCCAACCCUAACACAGUGGAGGUGGCCGUGAGCACAGAAUCCAAAGUGAACUCUAGACCCCGGCAGCUUUGGAAGAAAUCCAUGGAUUCUAUACGCCAGGAUUCACUAUCCCAGAAUCCAGCCUCCCAGAGGGAUGAGGGGACAGUGGAGAAUAGGACCCACUCCCUAAAGAGCCCUAGGUAUCUUCCAGAAGAGAUGGCCCAUUCUGACAUUUCAGAAACGUCGAGUCGGGCCACGUGCCACAGGGAACCUGACAACAAUAAGAACCACAAAACCAAGGACAACUUUAAGAGGCCAGCGGGUUCCAAAUACCCCAAGGACUGUAGCGAGGUCGAGCGCACCUACCUGAAAACCAAAUCAAGCUCCCCCAGAGACAAGAUCUACACUAUUGAUGGUGAGAAGGAGCCUGGUUUCCACUUAGAUCCACCCAAGUAUGUUGAAAACGUGACCCUGCCCGAGAACGUGGACUUCCCAGACCCCUACCAGGAUCACAGUGAAAACUUCCGCAAGGGAGACUCCACGCUGCCAACAAACCGGAACCCCUUGCAUAACGAAGAGGGGCCUCCCAACAAUGAGCAGUAUAAACUCUACUCCAAGCACUUCACCUUGAAAGACAAGGGUUCCCCACACAGUGAGACCAGCGAGCGAUACCGGCAGAACUCCACGCACUGUAGAAGCUGCCUUUCCAACCUGCCCACCUAUUCAGGCCACUUCACCAUGAGGUCCCCCUUCAAGUGCGAUGCCUGCCUGCGGAUGGGGAACCUCUAUGACAUCGAUGAAGACCAGAUGCUUCAGGAGACAGGUAACCCAGCCACCCGGGAGCAGGUCUACCAGCAGGACUGGGCACAGAACAAUGCCCUUCAAUUACAAAAGAACAAGCUAAGGAUUAGCCGUCAGCAUUCCUACGAUAACAUUGUCGACAAACCUAGGGAGAUAGACCUUAGCAGGCCCUCCCGGAGCAUAAGCCUCAAGGACAGGGAACGGCUUCUGGAGGGAAAUUUUUACGGCAGCCUGUUUAGUGUCCCCUCAAGCAAACUCUCGGGGAAAAAAAGCUCCCUUUUUCCCCAAGGUCUGGAGGACAGCAAGAGGAGCAAGUCUCUCUUGCCAGACCACACCUCCGAUAACCCUUUCCUCCACUCCCACAGGGAUGACCAACGCUUGGUUAUUGGGAGAUGCCCCUCGGACCCUUACAAACACUCGUUGCCAUCCCAGGCGGUGAAUGACAGCUAUCUUCGGUCGUCCUUGAGGUCAACGGCAUCGUACUGCUCCAGGGACAGUCGGGGCCACAAUGAUGUGUAUAUUUCGGAGCAUGUUAUGCCUUAUGCUGCAAAUAAGAAUAAUAUGUACUCUACCCCCAGAGUUUUAAAUUCCUGCAGCAAUAGACGCGUGUACAAGAAAAUGCCUAGUAUCGAAUCUGAUGUUUAAAAAUCUUCCAUUAAUGUUUUAUCUAUAGGGAAACAUACGUAAUGACCAACGUUCUGGAGGGUAAAUGUUGGAUGUCCAAUAGUGCCCUGCUAAGAGGAAGAAGAUGUAGGGAGGUAUUUUUUUUGUUGUUGGCUCUUUUGCACAUGGCUUCAUGCCAUAAUCUUCCACUCAAGGAAUCUUGUGAGGUGUGUGCUGAGCAUGGCAGACACCAGGUAGGUGAGUCCUUAACCAAAAAUAACUAAACACAUAAGGGCAAGUCUCUGGGAAAUGCCUACUAGGUAUGUUGGCAAUAAUGAUGCAUUGGAUGCCAAUGGUGAUGUUAUCAUUUCCUAUAUUCCAAAUUCCAUUAAGGUCAGUCCACCAUGUAAUUUUCUCAUCAGAAUGCCUAAUGGUUUCUCUAAUACAGAAUAAGCAAUAUGGUAUGCAUGUAAACCUGACACAGACAAAAUAAAAACAGUUAAGAAUGCAUCUGCACUGUAGUGAGAUUGACAUGUGCAAGAGAUUAGGAAGUUUGGCUCGUAACAGUUUCAGCUUUCUUGUUAUGCCUUCCAUCACAGCCCAGGCUCACCCCAGGAACUCCAGGCUCCCCCAAAGAAUAGCAAAUCAGUGUGCUCAUGGUGACUAUGCUACCUUCAUUAUAGUUCAUUUCCAAGACACAUCUGGAGCCAAAGGCCCGAGGGACCCUCAGGCGGAGAGAGAGCUACAGGAAUCUCUUUGGAUGUUGAUGUGUGUUUCUCUCACCCUCGGCUUCGAUGGUCUUGUUCAGAGCUGCAUAAACUAACACAUUUAUGUCUCCGAGCUCUAAGUGUGGAUCUUCUGUCUGUGACACAGUGGCCAUUGUAGUUUAUCCUGAAGACGCCUAUGUACGUAAGUUUGCAUUUCCUCCCUUCUGGUGAUGACUCAGGGUUGUAUAGUAUCUGUUACCCCUUCCCUUCCAGAGUGACCAUAACUCGUUCAGUUUCCAAACAGCCAUGUUGGUGUCCAAUUAGCUGUGUAUCGCUCUUCCCAGAGUUGUUAAUGUGGUGACAUGCACCAACAGCCGUGUGUCUACUGUGAUCUGUAAGAAGUGCAAUGCCAUCUGUCUGCCGAAGGCUAGCAUGAUUUUAGGUUAAUCUUCCUUCACAUCAAGAAAUUCUGUUCCACUCACUUCCACCCCAACCUCCUCACAUCAAAAGCCUUCAACACAUGAGACACUCUUGCAUCUACCCUGAGUAUCCUCCAAACUGUGGAUAGACUUUAGUUAGACAGGUGAUUUCUCCCUUCUGAAUUAUUCUCUCUAUUGGUGACAAACUGCUUCAUAACACCAACAGAGAUAUAGGGAAAAUUCCUCAAAGCAUUUGUCAUUUCUGAGUCACCUGUAUUAUCCAUUCUUAUUCUUACUCACACCUGUGUGUAUAUGAAAUGAAAUGAUACCCAUUUUUUAAAAAGUUAGAGACAGAGAGGGGAAUACUUAUGCAUGGGGAGCCUGUUAGCACAGUGCCUGCUACGAAAAAAAAAAAGUGCCCCCCACAAGAUAGUUGCUAUGUUAUGACACUUUAUCAGAUCAGGAUUUUCUAGUUUAAACAUUAAAUAUCAUAAAACCAGCAAAUAAUACUAACUAAACCUUUUAUAUAGCUCUACUCUGUUAAUUAGUAUAUUUCAUGUACAUGAAUAUUUUUGAAGUAUUUGGGAUAACUAGCCAUCUGUGUUUGCAGAAGACCUCAGUCUGUUUAGGAUCAUGCUAGGGAAACCUAAGCUAAUAUAGACUCAUCGGGCCAUUUCCUGGUUUCCUCCUGCAUUCUGUUUUACGUUCUUGAAGAAAGGGAUAAAGUGACGGGUUGAAAAAUGAUCCCAUUUCUUCUCCUCAUGGUGUGUGUUCUGUUUUGUAUUAUUUUCUUGCACGUGGGAAAGUGCCAGGGAUGACUCUCUUAAAGCUCCAGGAUAUGUGGAAUAGCUUCAUCUUUGGGAAAGUACACCUGGCCUACAAUGUUCCUAUAAUGAUGAAAACUGGUUGCAGUCAAUUUCAGUGUCAGUGGUAGAGAGACAGUGGGAAUCAGUGGGCCAGAGGGUCUGUUCCUAUAAUGAUGAAAACUGGUUGCAAUAAAUUUCAGGGUCAGUGGUAGAGAGACAGUGGGAAUCAGUGGGCCAGAGGGUCUUCCUUUCAUUUUUGAAAGGGAGAAGGGGCUGAUUAGGUACUGGGGACACAUGUGCUUGAAAAUGAUACUUUAUUCCCGGAUGCUGUACCUCUAUUGCCCCAAGAUCCAACAAUAGAGAAGUCUGGAUUGAAGGGCCUAGAAUAGUCACCCCAACUUCUGAUCCUAAAUCUAAAUUUCCGUGACUGUGUAGUCUUUCAGCCCUUUCUACCUUCUGCUCUUCUACUACGUUCCAGACCUGCAUCCACCCCAGCAAGGAUCACCUCCAUUUCCUCACAAUUCUGAGCUGUUUUGACAUGAAUGAAUUAAAAAGUUUCCCCAGAAUACAGAUCAGUGAUUUGUCAUCAAGACAAAGAGGCUUUCUGUCUUCCUCUGACAUCCUCUAAACCCAGAGGGCUGCCAAAUGCCACAGAGGCCUUCAAGGAGAGUGAGAGUUAUACUUGGACUGACUUCAUCGGUCAAAAAGCCUUCCCCUAACAGCAGCAUUAUUUCAGCUAUUCACCCCAUACAUCUCUGGAUAAAGAAACUGAAAACAUGGCAUUUGGAAGAGCCAACAGUAAUGUGAAAAAAAAAAAAAAACUAUACUUUUUUUUUUAUUACCCAAAGUGUUUUUUUUUAAAUAAAUAAUCAGAAAUUUUAUGCUACAUAAAGUUUUUGGUUUCCCUUCUCUACUAAUUGACUCACUCUUCAAUAUGAUGAUCCCAAACCAAAGGAAAAAAAAAAUCAAACACUGAUCAGAUGGUUAAUUUCUAAGGGAAAGAUGUAGAGUUAUUCAAAAGUCAUCUAAGUUAGCUCAGUUUUUGCAAAAAUAAUAUCAGGAAUGUAAUGUCCAGUGGUAAAUGGAACCCACAGUAUGAGAAGUAACAAGAAUUAAAUAGGAAGCCUGGGACUAUAGAUCCAUCACAAAAGAUUCCUGCAACAUAUCCCAGCUCUGAAAUCUUAGAUUUGUUGAUGGCAAGGAGCCCAAAUCUCUGCACACAAAUGCCUGAGUUCAGCUGGCUUAAGUCAGAGCUGGCAUCCAUAAUGAUAUUUUGUUAACUCUGGUUUUCCCCACUUGAAAAGGACCCAGCUGGUCCUCAGAUAGGUAUACUUGAAUGCAGAUGGUUGGGUCUCUGUCCAUGGAUAAUAGCACGCACAUGCAACCAAUUUGAAAUACUCUGUGUAAGAGAAUCUUCUAGAGCACAAACUCUACUUGAGAAACCUUUGUGUUUCUGGAAAGUGAGUUUCAUCAUCUUUACAUCUGCAGGUUCUUAGGCCACUUAUGGUUUCAAUGCUCUGAGCUGGCAAGUCCCUAGAGGUCUAUCUUUCUGCCAGGGAGACAUGCAGGAUUAUAAUCUCACCGCUCAUUACUCUUAUGUCCUCUGCAAAUCUCUCUGCAUUAUUUUAGCCAGCACCAUGACUGGGCAUCCAUGGAUUACUCUUGGCUUUCUCUUCCCUGCUUCAUAGGGUUCCUGAGAGUCUUAGUAUUUAGCUUUUCUGGAGAAAGCAUUAAAAUUCACCCAUUGCAGCAAAAUCUGUCAAAUCAUUUCAUGCUUAUUUUCUGGGGAGAAAAAAAGAAAAUUACACCUUGUUUACAAAUGAAAUAGUUUCACUUAAAUGGGACUCUAGCCAAGGCAGUUAAUUAGUCAAGAGAUCCACGGCUGUCAUAUAGUCACACAUUGUUUAUUCUAUUUGAUAUGUCGACCACUGAUGUGUAUUUAAUAUUCUGCAUCCUUCUCAGGAAAUGACAAAUGCCCUGAAUUAUUUGCAAAUAGAAUUGCUAAUGAAAAAGAAAAAAAAAAACUGUUGAUGUUAAUUAAAUGGUGAUUAAAAAUUUAUCUCCUUUAAAUCUAAAAAGUGCAGCUUUAAUAAUCAGUUGUCAUAUAAAUAAGUACCUUGUACUGAAAUCCCUUGUGGUUUAAGACCUAAAUAAACACUAAUUUGAGACAUCUAAAUACCUUACAGAGGAGCUGGAUAUAUUCAUUAACAUUAUGCACAUUCCUGUACUGUUUUUUGUGCAUAUCUGUUGUGCAUGAAUCCUUGAAAAGGGGACAUGAGUUGUUUCUGUAAUGGAGCCUGUUUGUAUUAACCAUGGCUAUCAUAGACGUAAUUGGACUCAAUGAAAAAAAAAUUGAGUAGGUGGAAGCUAAAUGUGUUAGUUGAUAUUUAAUAUGAGUGAAGGGUUCUAUGUAAAGGCAAUUUUCCUUCCAAAAGUACUGUUUAUUUUCACUGGAGACAAAAUUAGACCUUUCCAGAUACCCCAUCUCCUUUUGGUGAGCAGGGUUGAAAGUGAUGUGGGGUCUAUACUUGAAAAGUUCUCCCAAUAUGCAGUUACUGUUUCCCAUUCAAUCCCUAUACAUUGUACUGUGUUCAUAUCUAAUUGUAUCAGAUGAGGUCAGCUUGCCACUUGAUAUAGAUCAGAGAUGAUCAAAUGCACUUAUCCUGUGAAUACAACUGCUUGUGUACACAUGUAUAUAAUAUACAUGCUUGAUUUCUACAAUUCACACAUAAGUGUAUUAUCCAAAUAAAAUUGUACAUAUUGUAAAGUUUAUGUUAAAAAUUAAAUGGUGAUGAUGGUAUUAACACAUGGAAAACCCAUUCUGGCUAUUUUUAUGGGAGGAUAUUUCUGUAGAGAGGGCACUAUAUUUUUUUAAUCUCAGUUGUAGGGAGGAUGACGGAGCUUAAGUAGAAUUUGGGUGUUGGCGUUCUUGGCCCCUUCUUUAAAAAACAAAACUCUGGGAUGAGGGGAACAGAAUAUAUUCUGCUCACAUUGGCUCCUAAAGACAAUGCUGAUAUGGACUUGUGUGUGAUUUCUUUAAACCCUUCAAAGGAUAUAGAUUUCCUAUUUAAAUUCCUUAUCUUAUUUCCUCACCUGCAUUCUUUUCUGUGCCCAGCAGUACUUUCAGUAUAGUAUAAGCUAGAAGUGCCUGCCCAGAAGGGUCUUAGAAAACGUUUGUAGAACCACACCAAAAGUUAAGAGAAGGGAAGGAGAGAGGAGAAAAUGAAGUUUACAAAUGGGCAGUCGCCUAUUUAAAAUAAUCAAAUUAGAGAGUAUCAGAGCAAGGAUUAGAUCCAAGACAUGGUUCAAUUUAUGGCUCAGUUCUCUGACCAGGCUGAUUUAUUUCUAGAUUUCUUUUAAGGGACACUCCUGAAUACCUCUGGAAUAAGAGGCAGAGAUCCCCAUAAAGCUGACCUGGCUUUGUAUUUGUUUUAUUUUUAUUUAUUUAUUUAUUUAUUUAUUUAUUUUUGCUUCUUGCCCUAGACAGACCUACCCAUGCUUCCUUGAAUUUGGUUUUCCUUUAAACUCCCUCACAAUCCCUGUCUUAAAGUUCCUAGAAGAUAGUAAACUUUUUUCAGAGACCAUCUCCUUAAGAAGAAUCAACAAGGGAUAUUAUUUAAAACCUCAAACUGAAGAUAAAGGCUGGCAGUGACCACUGAAAUAAUUUAGUUUUAUGUGCCAUGCAUUGAGGAUAAACCAGCACAUUGAGCAGCUAAUAGAAUUUCACUGAAUGUCCACUUUACUUUGAAAGCCAGUUUGGGAUUGUGAGGAGGGGAUGAAAAAUUAAUGGAAAAUACAGUCUCUUCCCAUAAGUAGCUUAUGGUUUAGAAGUUCAGUUCUCUAAUACAAAAGAUAACCGAGGACCCGUGAAAUGCAAACAGAGACUAAACAGCAAAAAUUAGAAAUGACAACUAAAGUUGUUGCCAUGAAAAAAAAAUUAAUCUGAUUCUACGAGCAAAUUUUCUUUUUUAAGAAAAAGUCCUUCCCCAAAUUUUUAAGUAACUCUGGAGAAUAGAGUUAGUGCUCCUGGAAAUGCACUUGAUUUAUUUUAAUCUUCAGAGAAAGUGCUUAGGAAACCCAGGAGCCGCUAACCAGGUGAACACCUUCACACGCCUACAUUUUUGCACAGGCAGGCUUGGGUCUGGUUCCAAACCAGUUCUCCAAUCCUUGCCAAAUCAUGCCUUCUCCCAGCCUUGCAUUAUGACACGUGCCUCAAGAAAAGGUUGAAAAAAUUCCCCAAAGGAUUAGAAAAUAGACCAUGAUGUAAAAAGAUGAAGCAUUUCCCGAAAGCUUUUUUUGUUUGGUUUCGUUUUUGAUGUUUGAAGAACCCUUUUGAUAGAUCAGGGUAUGCAUGUAUCAGGGGAGGGUGGAGGGAGAGUUCUUUGUCAAGUUCCAAGUGCCUACUGUUGUGGCUGACAAAAGAGAAAGCAUCAGGUUCCCUAGAGAGAAAAUGGGGCAAAGAGAUGACAAAAAGAACAUAAGUGUAUUUCAGGAAGUAUGGCGAGGUGGAGAGGGAGCUUUUGUCACUCUGUCCAUCCCAUUCUGUGCGUUCUUGGAAUGUUAUAUUUUCUGCUUAUCGCAAGUACUUGCCGUGGACCUGCACCUGAAUUUGAAAAUAUCAAAAUAUAUCUAAAUUGAGUGUAGGCUAUAUUCUAGGCAUAUCCUAGAAUGUGAUCCUCAAAAUAACCUUAAGAUAUAAAUAUGAUUGCUCCCAUUUUACAGAUAAGGAAACUGAGGCUCAGGUUUUUCUCAGCCUCAUCAGCAACAUAAUUAGCUAGUAAAUCCCUAACGUUAGACAUAGUAUUGAAGUGCCUGGUCUCCUCCAGGGAGGUCAGAAUAGAAGUCAGAAAGAGAGGUCUGCUCUUUUGAGGUUCCUAGGCUUAUACCCUUGAGUAUAAGGGACGUUUGUUAGGGUAUUACCCCUCAUUGCCUGAUUUGGGUGUAUUGAGAACUUCUGGGGAUCUCACCUCUGUUCAUAGUCCCUUCUGAGACUUGAACACUGAUUAUGUCUCCCUUUCAUAUGCUUGCACUCAGCAUUUUUUUUAAACUCCUGGGGAGUCAUUUUCUCUACUUAGCAUGUGCCUAAUCUUAAAUAUCUCUUUCCUAAUGUCUCAUCUUUUUAUCAGUCAACAUCAGGGCUAAUUCCAUUAAACACAUGUACAUAGUACAUGCUCUCAUAUGUGUGUGCAUACACACACACACACACACACACACACAUAGACACACACACAGAACCAUGUGGCCCUCCAUUAAAGUUCUCCUAAAUAUUGUGAUCCAUGUUCAAAGAGGUGAUAUUAUUUGCAAGUUGACUGUUCCUCCUAUUUCACCUCUAUGUUUGGUUAUCUUUGCCAAGCAGACAGAAUGAGUUUUGGAGGUGGGACAGGGAAUAGGAAAUAGUUUCUGCAUGAAUGAUGGAGAGCUUUGGUAGUCAGAAUGAUUGAGGGCCAGCUAUUAAAAUGUUGUUGUUGUUUUCCUUCUUGGUCUGUUCUAUUUUUUUCUUUUCCAAAUUGUCUUGGAAAUAAUUUCCUGCUCACUAGUAUUGAGAUAGUGAUGGUUAUUCUGUUCCACUGGAGAGUGUUGAAUUGGAAUGUUUCCACUGGGCUUUACAGGUGCCCAGAGUGGCCUAGUGUUUGACGCACCCUGCAGGCAUGCCGCUGAGAAUACAUUCCUGCAUUCCCCUCUCUCCAUGUUUUAAGCCACACUCCUUUAUAUCUACUGAGAGGUGAGGGGUGCAUUAGGCCCAUUUUUAUGGACGAGAACCCUGAGGGGCGAUUUAAAGGAAUGUCUUUGUGAGAGUCUCCGUGAAUUCUCUGGAGGGUUAGCUAACUUAAAGCAAGUGAAGUCCUAGUCUCUGAGAAAAAAUUUCUCAGCUGUUUUCAUCUUUCAAGCUGGCAGUAAAAAGUCUUUUAAGAUAGAUUGUUAUUAUUUGUUUUUUGGAGAUCCCGUUGUUGGGUCUACAAGUGCAUGACAAUAUUCUUCUUGCAAUAUUGAGCUAUGCGAAAAUGGAGCACUCUAAAGAACAAUUUGACCAAUAGCGUUUCUUCUCUGGGGUUGUAUUUCAAACCUUGCAACUCUCUCCAGGGAACCAGAACUAAAUUGCUUAAAAUGAAGUCAUCCCUCAGAUUAACUUCCUCAGAUAAGGUGUCAGCAGUCUACACAAAGAAGACAAAACUGAGAUUAUCAUUCAUAAUUCUCUCUUAUGUAUUGUGUCAGUGAAACAGUGAGUUUGCAUUAUUGCAAUCCUAGAACAUUCUUCAUUAGCCCUGGGUCAUGACCUCUUCCAGUUAAUUCUCUUUCACACCUUUAGGAAAGAUUUAAGAUGAACCUUCAAUAGGAUAUUAAUGUUACUCGUAGCCAAUACCACAGCUGCCUUUCAAAUUAAUAAGGUUAAUUGUUCUCCAGCAAACAUGAGUUUGUCUUUGGCGUUUUAAAAACUUCCCAUUGAUCUGACAUUUUGCUGUUUUAAGUUUUAAAGGGCUCACAUCAAAGACUACUGAUAACUGAGCAAAGAGUGAAGGUCCAGAAAUAUGAAAACAUUGUCGUAUUUUUCCAUGAAAAAAACCAUAGCUUUUUAAAUUCAAUUGAAGUUUCUACAUUAGCCAUCUAAGACUUACUGAGUUACUUCCAUUCUCAGUCAAGGUAAUUCGAGUGAAUGAACAGUACUGACUUUUUAAAUCUUUUUUAAUUUUUUAAACUCUAGUUUAUUAAGUUUGUAGACCCAGCUCUGGGGCCAUGACCACUUAUAGAAUGUUUCAAUUUAAAAACAAAAGAUUCAGGCUUCUAAUUUGAGCCAAAUCCAGGUGAUCUUGUUUGAAAAUUUUGAUGAAUUUAAAAAGAUGAAAGUGUAACUUGUAACAUUCAUAUUACCCAAAUUUUUCACUGGGAAGGGAUGCUAAUUGUCUACUUAAGAUAUAAAUUCAAGAAUCACAUUUUCAUAGAAAAUGCAGAAAACUGCUUGACACAGCAAUGACAUAGCUAGAUGUGGCUCAGAUACAGUCCAAACCUGAGGGUCCCCUAAGAUUUCCUUACCAGUUCUUUUUAACUAUGAAUCUUAAUCUUGUUCAUUCCCCUGCCAAAACAAAUUUAUAAUCUUAAACUUGCUGAAUUAAUUGGCAUAAUUCACCGUAGUUUAUAUCACCCCAGAAUGUUUAUGUGUAUGUGUUUAUGUAUAGUAUACAUAUUUUCAAGCUGAAUGUUCAGAAAAAAUAAGGUGAGUUUAUUGGUGGCUUGAAUAAGAAUUAGAUCAUAAAAAUUAUAAAUAAUGGCCUUCUCAGAAAAAGAGAGUAAAUGAUUCAUUUUUCACUCACGUAUUAAUAAAAUGACUUGUUGCAUAAUACGCAAGCUGGUCAUUGCCUGCAAGAAAGUUAACUGAAUUAAGCAGCUAUCCAGGUUUAUGUCUGAGUCCAUUUUUAACCCAAUAUGGCUAGGAUUGAACUCCAUAUGCAGAGGGUUUCUAUUCACAGCUACGUUCAAACAGAAUCUAAAACCCACAUCAGAAGUGACUUGAUCUCUUGUAUGGUGGAGCUCAAAGCAAGCUGUGUGCUCUACACUAUGGUCUUCAUUUGGGAAUUAAUGUUCACUGAUCAGCUGCAGCAGUUUAUAUCUGUCAUGUUUUAAUCCACUGCAUGAGGAAGUGCUAAUAACUGUAUUAAAUAUUUCCAAGCAUAGCUACAAAAUUACAUGUUUGCUUAACACCUUUCUAUGAUAGAGGAAGUAUAUACUAUGGUUGUCUUCUUGUAGUAUGUCUUUUAAUUUUGUUCAAUGUGUUAUCAACUGUUUUAAGGAAUGGGGAUUGAAAUGUGUGUGCAAACUGAUAUGUACAUAACUCCUGAGGCAACAGAAGUGCCCGGUCAUAUGGUGUAAAAAUGUAAAUACAGGAAAAUUUCAUUUUUCUAAUAAAGAUAAUUUCUGCCAAUUGAUAUGAAAAUGA